Messenger RNA from Oikopleura dioica, 555 nucleotides. The record is from the annotation of a GenBank genome assembly. NCBI's taxonomy places the organism in Eukaryota, Metazoa, Chordata, Appendicularia, Copelata, Oikopleuridae.
AUGGGGUUUUUGAACAAACUGUUGAGAAAAAAGACGCAAGAGGAAAAAGACGCGCUCAAGCCCGCGGAAUAUCCACCGAUCGGAACAAACUGGAGCAACUGGAAAAUCUGGGUUGAAACGAGCGACGAAAAUGCUGUUGAAAUGACACCGGAUUUCUACACUCGCCUUGGCCGCUCUGGAAUCAAAAUCGACGACGAAAAGUAUUACACAGUCGACGAAAUUCUCAACCUUCGAUUUGGUAAUCAAGCGAUGAGUGUUCAGCGGGAAAAGAAAGCGUUUGCGAUUGCGGCUCUUUUUUCGAUUGUCGUUGCUGACAAAACACACGAAAUUCUUCACAUCGGAAAAGAUCAACGAAACAGGUUCUGGCAUCCAAGAGACAAAAAAGCGCGAAGAGUCCAGUGGAUCAAGUCGAACGGCGAGGAAUUCGACCUUCAAGAGGCGCUCUGUAAUUUUUUCGCCGAGCAAAAUAACAAUCUGGGAGCGGAAGAUGCAAAACUCUUCUCGUACGAAGAAAACGAGUUCAUUGUGCGAAUUCUCGGCGAAACUGUUUAUUGA